Ceraceosorus guamensis is the source of this 1683-nucleotide messenger RNA. RefSeq lists its product as hypothetical. Gene Ontology annotation, biological process: mRNA splicing, via spliceosome. The transcript is spliced from 3 exons. Gene Ontology annotation, cellular component: nucleus. The record is from RefSeq and is a predicted model, not a curated record. The coding region runs from base 1 to 1683 and encodes 560 amino acids. NCBI's taxonomy places the organism in Eukaryota, Fungi, Basidiomycota, Exobasidiomycetes, Ceraceosorales, Ceraceosoraceae.
AUGGAUCAGCAGGCUUUCAGGCAGCUGCUAUCCACUCCAGCACCUGGAGCAAGCAGCGCUUCAUCCUCAAACGCUGCCACGGGGUCCAGCAGUGGCGCAAGGCAGUUCGGUCUGGCUCGUAAGCGCGAGCAGCCAAGCAGCACUCUUUCGAGUUCCAUCAAAGCAUCUGAGCUGGCACCUCGCAAGGUGGCCAGCGCACAAGCGCCCAAGCCCAAACCAGUCCUUCCAAAGGGGUACGUGGAUCGAGCAGAGGCCAGAAGGUUGGGCAAGGACGAUGCCAACGAGUAUGCAGAUGUUGACAAGCUGAGAGAAGAUUUUGAGAGGAGAAAAGAGGGAUUGAGCGAGGAGGACAGGAGAAUGCUCGAGGAGCAGAUGGCAUUUCUUGGAGGUGAUGCAAAGCACUCGGUCUUGGUCAAAGGUCUGGACUUUGCUUUGCUUGCGCAAGAGCGCGCCAAAGAAGCUGGCGGAGGCCAAGUCAGCAGCGCCACGGAUGACGAUUUGGAAGCUGCUUUUGCAGGUGCCGGUGGCCCAAAAGCGGGACCAGAUGAUCGCACAAGAUCAGGUACCGCAGCAGGGACUGAGACGGGAAUCUUGGAGGAAUUGGCCAAAAGGAAUCUGAGCGGUAGCUCCAAGUUAAAGUCGCACGAAGAUACUCGAGGUCAGGGUGCAUUCGGACCGAUAGCGAGCGGCUUCAAGCCCAUCGGCUCGGGCAAAGAUAAGAUGGAAGCUCCCGAGUACAUUUGGAAGGACGGGAAGCGCAUGCGCAAGAAGAGGAAAAAAGUGGAAGCAAGUGAACAGGAGCUGGGGCACUCUAACGGCACGGCUCACACCAACACGAAAGCCGAGUCAAGCACUGAAGCUGCCCCGGCCAAAGCCAAGCCUCUGCCGUCCAACAACAGACCCAGAGCAGCGAACAACAGUGCAGCUUCCUCGUCGAAAUCUGGCAAGACGACUGCUUCUAAUCAUCCCGCGAACACUCCGGCAGUGCGAGAAAGAACCGAUCAGGCUACGCUGCUUUCAGCUCACGCGUCGACUUCUCGCACAUCCGCACACGCAUUAGCGAGCACGCCGGCCACCGCACCAGUAGUUGCCCCCCUGGCGGCAAAUUUGGACGAUGACGAAGAUGAAGACAUCUUUGCUGGUGUAGGCAGCUGGCAAGGCAUACAAGACUCGGACAGCGAUGCAGAAAAUUCAUUGUCCAAAGGAGACAAGAGCAAAGAAGCCGAGGCGAGCCAGAGCGAUCUCACCAAGGCAAACUUGCCUCGCGACUCGUCCAACAAACGCGCUGGAAUGGACUGGUUCAGAAAUGACAAGGCUGUUGACAAAGGCGAAGCACAAGGAUUUAGGCGCUCGACUUCGGCACACGGAGAGCAAGAAGAGGAGGAGGAGGAUGAGGCUACAAGGCUCAUACGAGCAUCGGAACGAGCGGUAGCUGCGCCUGCUCGCAAGGUCUCGGCCAGUGCAGUCGACGCUUCUCCACCUCCUCCGUCAAGUAUGAGACUGCAGGGAUUCAGCGACUCGGUCAUGUCUUCAGAGAUGAGCAGGGCAGUCUUGGAGAGGGAGAGACUUGCAGAGGCGAAACGGGAGCAGCGCAAAAAGGAGAGGAUGCAAGGCGAAGGGGGAGGUACGGAGCAGAAGAAGAGAAAGAAGAACAAAUUUGGCGGGGCAAACGAUGAUGAUUGA